AUGGUCUUCGAUCCCAGUAAAGUAAACGGCGCAGACGAAUGUAUUCCGAACGACCAGCCGGGAGGCAAAUACGGUUAUAGAAUUGGCCAUAAGAAAGGAGAAUACCAGAUCCCCGAUGUUAUCCUGGAUGCGUGUAGUAAGCACGUCAAGGUCGUGACGAUUGGUGCAGGCAUCAGUGGUAUCUUUCUGUCAUACCUGUUUCAGAAGCAUGGCGAAAACCUCGAGCACGUAGUCUAUGAGAAGAAUGGCGACAUUGGUGGCACAUGGCUGGAGAACAGGUACCCUGGUGCGGCUUGCGAUGUGCCAUCUCAUGCAUAUACAUUUGGAUUUGCUCUCUAUCCGGACUGGCCGAAAUACCUGAGUCCAUCCGAGGAUAUAUUUCGCUAUCUCAGCAGAGUAGUCGAGUGUUUCGAGCUCAGAAAGUACAUCACCUUCAAUUCUGCCGUCAUGGGAUGUACUUGGGACGAGGAGAAAGGAAAAUGGCACCUGAAGAUCCAGGACUCCGUCACUGGCGAGGUCAGAACAGACACAUGCGAUAUUCUGAUUGGAGCAGGCGGGAUAUUGAACUCUUGGAAGUUCCCCGACGAUGUUGAAGGACUGCAUUCAUUCAAGGGCCGUCUGAUCCAUACUGCCAGAUGGCCCGCCGAUUAUGGCCAGGACGAAUGGAAAGACGAGCGUGUGGCAGUCAUAGGAUCCGGUGCAACAUCGAUCCAAGUCGUGCCGACCAUGCAACCACAUGUUAAGCAGUUGGAUGUGUUUGUACGAACACCAGUAUGGUUUGCCGAGUUUGCCGACCACGCAGGGGACAAUUUUCACUAUUCCGACGAGGACAAAUCAAUCCUGAGGGAAAAUGCCGAUGCGCUCGUCAACAAGGCAAAAUUCAUUGAAGACAAGCUGAAUACAGUCGCUGGUCUCAAGGCAUUCAUGGUCAACAGCGCAGAGGCAAAGAUGAUCCGCAAACAUUUUACUGAUCGGAUGAGGCGAUACAUUACCGACGACCAGAUCUUCCAGCAGCUACUUCCCGAUUUUGCUGUUGGCUGCCGCCGCUUGACUCCUGGAAACCCCUAUAUGCGUGCCGUGCAAGAAGCCAACGUCAAUAUUCACCGAUGCGCCGUGACAAAGGUGACGCCCCACAGCAUCAUUGGCUCCAACGGCGACGAGGUCGAGGUGGACACCAUCAUCUGUGCCACGGGGUUCGACGUCAGCUUCCGACCGCGCUACCCCAUCAUCGGGAGAAAUGGCGUAUCGCUCCAGGACAAGUGGAAAAGCAUUCCAGAGGGUUACCUGAGCGUGGCGGUGCCGGACAUGCCAAAUUACUUUACCGUCAUGGGCCCGUCCUUCCCCAUUGCCAACGGCAGCGUCAUGGGGGCCCUGCAGGCCGUCGCCAAGUAUAUUGUACAAAUGGUGCAAAAGGUUCAACGCGAGCAUAUUCACUCCCUUUGCCCCAAACAAUCGGUGACGGAUGCUUUCAAUGAGCACACCCAGGCGUGGGUGGCUGGCACUGCCUGGGAUGAUCCAAAGUGCCGCUCCUGGUACAAGGACAGCAGAACCGGCCGCGUCAAUGCCAUCUGGCCCGGGAGCUCGCUGCACUUUUGUCAAGCCAUGAAGCAGCCGCGCUUUGAAAACUUUGAGAUCCAAUAUGACAAUUCCUUGAACAUGUGGGAGUUUAUGGGACUUGGCUUUACAAAGGACAUGAUGUCGGAUGAGCCGGAUUUAAGCCCUUAUAUUAAUAGCGCUGAGCUGGACGAACGCUUCACGAAAUUUCAACCUGAUCUCCCUGCGGAAGAAGCCAGAGUGAGAAAGAUGGCAGAUAUGGUUCACGACUUGGCUUCUUGA
Molecule: messenger RNA, 1836 nt
Organism: Pestalotiopsis fici W106-1
Lineage: Eukaryota; Fungi; Ascomycota; Sordariomycetes; Amphisphaeriales; Sporocadaceae
Exons: 3
Coding region: 1-1836 (611 amino acids)
Molecular function (GO): NADP binding; N,N-dimethylaniline monooxygenase activity; flavin adenine dinucleotide binding
Source: RefSeq, a predicted model, not a curated record